AUGGCAAGAGCUAGGAGAGGAAUGCUGUUACAAUGUGAUCCUUCGAUCAAAGCAUUAAUUUUACAGAUAGAUUCUCAACAUAAUGAUAUCAUAUUAGAAGAUCUUGACGAUACACAUUUAUUGGUAGACCCAACGAAAGUGGAGUUCAUUAAACAUGAAUUGAAUAGAUUAUUAUCGAAGAAUAUAUAUAAUCCAAUGGAGGAAGAAGAAGAGCAAUAA
Maudiozyma saulgeensis is the source of this 219-nucleotide messenger RNA. Lineage: Eukaryota; Fungi; Ascomycota; Saccharomycetes; Saccharomycetales; Saccharomycetaceae. The record is from the annotation of a GenBank genome assembly.